Molecule: messenger RNA, 3227 nt
Organism: Pantherophis guttatus
Lineage: Eukaryota; Metazoa; Chordata; Lepidosauria; Squamata; Colubridae
Gene: MARCHF7
Product: membrane associated ring-CH-type finger 7
Biological process (GO): protein autoubiquitination
Cellular component (GO): nucleus
Molecular function (GO): ubiquitin conjugating enzyme binding; zinc ion binding; ubiquitin binding
Source: RefSeq, a predicted model, not a curated record
CUCCUUACUACAGACCGUAGGGUAGUCAGCGGCCGCCAUUGUCGGCUCGGCGAGCGGCUGGGGGGGAGAGCCCGUGAAGGCGGCGAGCGGCGCUGGGGGAGACGGCGGCCAACGCAAGCAGUGCACACAAAAUGGAAUCAAAGCCAUCAAGAAUUCCACGGAGGUUAUCUGUUCAGCCAUCUGGUUCUCGAAGUACUAGGAUAGGAGCUGGAAGUGGUGGAACAAGUUUAACUGAUUCAUACCGUACGAGAGAGUCUUCAUUAAGACUUGAUUCUGGACGCCAGGAAUCUGGCAGGUUGCAUAGUUCCAGUAGAGACUGGUCAGUUGAAGAACGAGAAGCAUAUGAAAGUUCAUGGAAGCUUCCAGCUUCUUCUCCAACUCACUAUUCAGGAACACUUGAUCGUCCGUGGUCUGGAAGAUUUUUGGGAAGCAGAAAUAGAUUGGUUACAUCAUCAUCAUCUUCACCACUUCCUACAUCAUCUUGGUUGGGUGAAUCUGAAAGAACUCAGGGAGCAUAUUCUUCAAGACUACAUAACCAACAACAAGAUAUUGAUUCAAAAAGACCUAAACUUUCUUAUACAUCUACCUCUAGUAUUAGAAGUAGUGGUUUAAGCACAGUUUCAGAUUCCCCAUGGAGGUACAGUGAUGUGCCCAGAUCUUCAUCUAUGGUACUUGGAUCAUUAACAACUGAACUUGUGAGAGAGAGAAGAGAGCUAGAAAGGACAGAGCCAUCUGUUAGUUUUGUGGAUUGUAGUCAAAGGAAUGGUGAUUUCCCUCCAUCAGCAUAUUUGCAGGAAAGACCUGCUUCUUCAUAUACACAGGGAGCUAGACCAAAGGAAAGCUCAUUGAGUUCUUUAAGGCUGAACACAUCCAUGAACCGCCAGUUGCCUUCUGAACAUGAAUCUUCAUUACUCUCUAGAGAGCAUAGCUGGAAUUCAAGAUCUAACUAUGUCCCAAGAGAAGUAGAGACUUCUGAAAGGAAUAUACAGCCAGAGUUUACCCAUGAUACCAUGAGAAAUGGGACCAGAACCUCAAACCUUUCUGAAGGAGUUUUGCCAACCCAAAGGUCAUUAAGUGAGCCUUCUGCUGAUACUGAAGGAAGGCGUUCAACAAGGCAGUUACUAUCUCGCUUAGCAUCUAGUAUGUCCUCCACCUUUUUCCCAAGAAGGUCUGGCCAAGACUCUUUGACAUCUUCAAGAUCAUUAGGUUCUAGAGAUAUAAGUGUUCUAAGAGCUCAAGCUUCUGCCCAGGCUACUACUUCUAACACACUUACAACUUCUGAAAGUACAGAAGCUCAAACACCUGAUCCUGGUUCUCAGGGAUUUAGCUUCCUUAGAAGACGCUGGGGUUUGGCAGGUAUUUCACCAAAUCAUAGUGCUGAGUCAGAAUCUGGAAAUUACAGACAUAAUUCUGAAAGUAGAAAUGCAGGUUCUUGGCUGUCAUCAUCUUUGAGGAACAGAUGUACACCUUUGUUUUCAAGAAGGAGAAGAGAAGGAAGAGAUGAAACGGCAAGAACCUCUACCUCUGAAACAUCUCCUAGGUCACUGCAUCUUUUUAGGAGAAGAGAAUCUGCUGGGGAUGUACCUCUUGAAGCACAAAGGGAAUCCCUCAGGCCGAGGCCAUCAAUACCUGCAGUACCCAGUGGUACUAUAUCUGUUGCUUCGGGGUCAGAGUCAGUGCCUCCUAGAAGAAAUUCAGGAAUAUCAGGAAUGUUUCCCGGCUCUCUUUUUCGGUUUGCAAUGCCACCAAAUGUGGGAAAUAACAUGUCCGACAAUGUUAUGAUAACUGUAGAUAUUAUUCCAUCAAAUUGGAGUCAGUCUAAUGGACAAGAUAGCGACAAAUCUAAAAUACCAUCUUCAAGAGACCCAGAAAAGCUUCAGAAAAUUAAAGAAAGUCUUCUUUCAGAAGAUUCAGAAGAAGAGGAAGAAGAUAUAUGUAGGAUUUGUCAAAUGUCCUCUACAUCUGCCACUAAUCUCUUAAUUGAGCCAUGUAAAUGCGCUGGAAGUCUGCAGUAUGUUCACCAGGAAUGUAUGAAAAAGUGGCUACAAUCGAAGAUUAACUCAGGUUCUUCAUUGGAAGAUGUAACUACCUGUGAAUUGUGUAAAGAGAAACUUCAGCUCAAUCUUGACAAUUUUGAUAUCCAUGAACUACAUAGAGCACAUGCAAAUGAACAAGCAGACUAUGAAUUUAUCAGUUCUGGGCUUUACCUUGUAGUAUUGUUACAUUUGUGUGAACAGCGCUUUUCAGAUAUGCUGGGAACUACAAGUGAGGCCAACACACGUAUCCGGUUUAUUAAUCUUGCAAGAACUCUUCAGGCACACAUGGAUGAUAUUGAAACAGCUUCAGAUGAUGAUGAUGAUUCUGAAGAUGGUGAUCUCGAUAGGACCCUUGAUGCUGCAUAGAUGGAGUGGAAGGGCUAAAUGCUCAGCUGACACAAGUAUCACCAAUGCACAUUUAUUUAGUAAACCAUGCUGAAUUCUAUUAGAUUUCUGAAGAACUGCUGAAUCAAACAGAAAAUCUGCUGUUGCACACUGGUAUCCAUAGAUACUGGAUAUUGCUCAUUCAGUCUGCAAGAGUAUCUUUCUUCUUUCAGAGUAUGACAAUGUAUGCCUUCUUCUCAAGGGUGUGAUUUUUAUCUGUAAGGAAGAGUUCUUUUUUUAUAAACUUCUUACAGAAAUCGGUUAUAAAUUCUGGGAAAUGUUUCUCAUGUUUUGCUCUUCUACUGGCACUAAGUGGAACUGUUAAAUGAGUUUGCAAGUUCAAGUCACGGGGAGGGGAUAAUUCUUUGUUAACUUACCACUUAAAAAUAUCUAUCGAGAAGUCUCAUCAUUUUGGUUCCAGUGUUAACACCUAGAUUGAAUGAGGGAGUGAAUGGGUUCUGUAAUUAGUGUUAAGUUUCUCUAAGUUUUUCUGGAGGAUUGUUCAACUCAAAGCAAUAAACUUGCAAGGGGCUACUAGUAAGUAUUAAUUACGGCUUUUAUAAGUAUUGAUUUCAAAACUGCAGACUAUAUUUGAUAAUAUUAUGUACAAGUUCCAAUUAGGAAUUACAGCAGUAAACACAAGCAUUUCAGCAUUCCUGGAAGGAAUAAAACUUAUGGUUUAGAAUCUUAACCAAGCUAUUUAUCUGAAUGAACAUUUUUUAGAACCCACAUUCACUGCUAAGGCACUGGUUAUCAAUGUGUUUUCUAGUGUUGUCACUUGUUUGUUAAAUAAAAAUUGCAAUCCUA